AUGGGCGAAGAAGCUCGAGUUGCCAAUAUCAUCAUUGACAGCCUCUACAAUGCAGGCGUGAGAGUUGUCUUUGGCGUCCCGGGAGCGAAAAUCGAUGCCAUCUUCAACACACUUCUAGAUCAUCCCGAGAUCAAACUGAUAGUUGCUCGACAUGAACAGAACGCAGCCUUCAUGGCAGGCGCCAUGGGGAGGAUUACCGGCGUUCCCGGAGUGUGCAUUGCGACAUCUGGGCCUGGAGCUUCGAACCUGGCGACCGGUCUUGUCACGGCAAAUACUGAAGGCGACCCGAUCGUAGCACUCAUCGGCUCGGUGCCUCGUCUGAUGAACACAAAACGCACCCAUCAGUCCAUGAGAGCCUUAGACAUCCUCAGUCCGACUGCCAAAACCGCAGUGGGCAUUGAUGUCGAAGAUCAAGUUGCAGAGAUUGUACUCAAUGCAUUCCGAUCUGCGUCCGCAAGUCCAAAGGGCGUCUCUGUGAUCAACAUUCCCAUGGACGUGGCUUCCGGGAGUUCUAAGAUCUCGGCGUUCCCCAGCUCAGCCUUCUCAGCACCAAGUUACGGGUCGGCGACGACGAAACAGCUCGAUUCCGUGGCUAGCAUGGUAAGUUCGGCGAAACUGCCCGUCCUAUUUCUGGGGAUGCGAGCCAGUUCGCCACGGGUUGUGGAGGUAGUACGUCAACUCUUAUCCAAGACUGGCAUUCCCACAGUCGAGACUUUCCAGGCCGCCGGUGCUGUUUCGAAAGACUUGGUCUCUAAUUUCUACGGUCGAGUUGGGCUAUUCCGCAACCAAGUUGGCGAUAAACUCCUCGCCCAGUCCGACUUGAUCUUGUGUGUUGGCUAUGAUCCGGUCGAGUACGAUGCCAAUCUCUGGAAUCCUAAAGGGGAUCGGAACAUUGUACAUAUUGAUUACACCCCUGCAGACUAUGGCGUCCACUAUCAUCCGGAUACUGAACUUCUGGGUUCGAUUGUCGAGAACGUGCGGUCCCUGGGUGAGAAGAUCAAAGGAGUCAAUGAUGCUUCAAUUCAGGAGUUGACCACUGGACUCUCCCAAGAGCAUACUUCCUGGCACGAUAGACCUGAGGUCAAGCGCAGCUCAGGUCUUGUCCACCCACUUCAGUUUGUUGCGACACUACAAGAUCUCGUUUCCAAAGAUACGACCGUGACGGUAGAUGUGGGGACAGUUUACAUCUACAUGAUGCGGUACUUCUUCUCCUAUGAGCCUCGUCGGCUUUUGUGCUCUAAUGGUCAACAAACUCUGGGAGUUGGCCUACCGUGGGCAAUCGCAGCAUCGUUAGCUCAGAACCCACCAUGCUCAGAGAAAGUCGUCUCUUUAUCCGGCGACGGAGGCUUUAUGUUCAGCAGUCAAGAGAUGAGCACGGCGGUGCAACAAGGCUGCAAUAUCACUCACUUUAUCUGGAAUGACGGCCAUUUCAACAUGGUCGAGUUCCAGGAGGUCAUGAAAUACGGAAGGUCGAGUGGUGUGAAACUAGGAGGUGUUGACUUUGUGAAGUUUGCCGAGAGUUUUGGAGCAAAAGGCUUUAGAGUCACUGAUAGCUCGUCCUUGGAGAGUGUGAUGAAGGAGGCUCUGGCUUUUGAAGGGGUCAGCCUCGUGGAUGUCGAGAUCGAUUAUGAAGGCAAUAUUGAGUUGGCGCAGCAGCUGAUCAAAGAUGAAAUUAAUUGA
Molecule: messenger RNA, 1680 nt
Organism: Exophiala bonariae
Lineage: Eukaryota; Fungi; Ascomycota; Eurotiomycetes; Chaetothyriales; Herpotrichiellaceae
Exons: 1
Coding region: 1-1680 (559 amino acids)
Biological process (GO): L-valine biosynthetic process; butanediol metabolic process
Cellular component (GO): acetolactate synthase complex
Molecular function (GO): acetolactate synthase activity; flavin adenine dinucleotide binding; thiamine pyrophosphate binding
Source: RefSeq, a predicted model, not a curated record